Molecule: messenger RNA, 801 nt
Organism: Lasiodiplodia theobromae
Lineage: Eukaryota; Fungi; Ascomycota; Dothideomycetes; Botryosphaeriales; Botryosphaeriaceae
Product: Gpi ethanolamine phosphate transferase 2
Exons: 2
Coding region: 1-801 (266 amino acids)
Source: RefSeq, a predicted model, not a curated record
AUGGCUGUCAUCUGGGGGCUCGAUCUCAAGGAGAUGCAAUGGGGCAAGUUCAAGAACUCGUACAUGUGGAACAAUGAGUACCACCUGCGCCGCACAAAGUUCAUUGUCUACCAAUGUGCCAUGAUCUUCUGCGUCAUAUCCGAAUCUCUCGGCACCGCCGUGCUAUCCGAUUACAUCGACCAGCAGCGCCUCGUCGCCAAGCUCAACCACGACGCCUACGUCUACAACAACGACUACGUCGGCGCGGGCUCGUACAACAUCUUCGUCGGCGUCUACAUCGCCACCAUCUUCGGCGGCGCCUUCUUCUUCGACCUCUUCUGGCCCGAGCGCCGCGAGUCGCCGCAGGUCAAGCUGGCCUGGCGCAUCUGCUCGGUGCUGGCCUGUGUCUUCGCCCUGUCGUCGGCCCUGACUAUGACUGUCAUCACCGCUACCCACUUCGCCUACGUCGCCGGCGUCAGCGACGAAGAGGCUCGCCGCUUGCUCGCCGCUUCGUACAAGAGCCCCGGCAGCCCCAUGCAGUACCGUCACAGUGGUCGUGCUAUCGCCAGCGUCGUCUUCCUCUGGCCCGGCUUCGUCGCGACCGUCGCCAGCACCGUCAUCAUGUGGAAGAGCUUGGCUCACAAUGACCGCCUCGGCCCCAAGAGCACCCACGCUCGCGAGGCGGAGAAGGGCUACGGUGGUGCGCCGGUCGUCGAUGGUCCUGCUGCCACUUCGGAUGGCGUUGCUCGUCCGGAGCAUGCGCACGUGAACGGCAGUUCUUCCACGGAGAUGAACGGUGAGAAGGCUUACGAGGCUGUGUGA